Mizuhopecten yessoensis (Yesso scallop) is the source of this 1847-nucleotide messenger RNA. Its product is annotated as mitochondrial import inner membrane translocase subunit Tim9-like. NCBI's taxonomy places the organism in Eukaryota, Metazoa, Mollusca, Bivalvia, Pectinida, Pectinidae. The transcript has 4 exons. The record is from RefSeq and is a predicted model, not a curated record. Bases 74 to 319 code for a protein of 81 amino acids.
GGUACAUACACUUCCGGUGGCGGCGAUGACUUUCAUACACGUGGGGUAAAAGGUGAAGUUUGUAAUUAGCACCAUGGCUGCAGCAGAUCCCAAUGUGAAGCAGGAGGAAGAUAUGUGGAGAGCAUUUUUUUCCACCUAUAACAAAUUGACAGAGAAAUGUUUUGUGGACUGUGUCCAUGACUUCACCACAAAGAAAGUCAGCAAAUCAGAGACAUCAUGUUCAUUAAACUGUUUAAAGAAGUACUAUGAGGUCUCUCACCGUAUCACUCAGAAAAUCGGUGAAUUUGAAGUAGCCAAAUUGAAGGAAAUUACCCAGUGACAGUGAAGAGUUGAUGGAAUCCCUGGUUAAUUUUUUGCUCAAUAACUGAAAAUGUAAAUCUGAAAGAUUUGUGUGGUUCCAGACAACAGACUUGGAUCCAGAAUUUUUCAUAAGAUGAGUAUGUAAGUGUACAUGUAGGAUUUAUGUAAGAGGACUUGUUUUUAUGUAACCCACAAGACUUGAUGACUGAAGUAUUGUGUAAAAUAUACUUAAUUUAUUGAAUAAGUCUGUUCGUUAUCAAUUACAUACAAUUGACACAAUCUGUUUAAGAUAAUACAUUAAAGGGUAGUUUGUGAAAAUAAAUUGAACGCUGGUAUUAAGUUAAUUAAGAAAUUUGCAAUUUACUGAUACAUCAAUCAUCAUUUCAAUGUACCAUUUCUUUAUUGAUUUGCUUGUCCUUUUUUUAUCUGUUCAUUAUAAUGAGGACAAAAAAUCCUGACCUGUUUAUAUUAUUUGAUUUCAUUAUAUUACAAUUCAAGCAAAAUGUAAUACCAAUUUUGUCCAACAGUCAUGAAAAAGUAUAUAAUGUUCGAUAAUUUGACAAUGCUGUUUGUUGUGAUUUGACAGCGUGUUCUUGUAAUUUUUUUAAAUAUGAAUUAUGUCACUAUUCAAAUUGAUUUCCAGGAUAAAAAACCUGUAAAGUUAAGAAAUUAACAAUUAACUUUAUGAGUAGAAUGUAUGUAUACCAGUAAUUGUAGCCCGAGUUACCUCUGGCCCCAACACCAGACUCAGACAUUUUGAUAGAUAGAUGUCUUGUACACCAGACAGCCAUCUGUCAAAAUGUCUUUGUCUGGUGUCAUGGCCAGGGGAAACACUGGCUACAGUAAUUGGUUAAAUUGAGAUUCACAAUUUCCAACAGAUGUAUGUAUUUUGCACAUUUUUACGAUGUGCUAACAACCUGUGGGUGAAAGUGUUUCUUAUGUUCGAGUGAAAUAUAAACUAUAUGACUUCAUCAAUAGUUCAUAAAUAGUUGUAUAAUGAUUUGAAUUGUCUGUUGACGGCUGACCUACAUGUCUCUUCCUAAAGUACCAAUCACAUCACUAGAAGAUUUCUUGUCUGUAAAUAUCCAUAGAGAUAUCUCCUUCUGAACUGUCAGUCAGGACUGAUUGGUUUGACCAGUACUUAUGACAUGUCAGUUAGGACUGAUUGGUUUGACCAGUACUUCUGACAUGUCAGUCAGGACCGAUUGGUUUGACCAGUAGGGCACAGUAAUUUUAGCGCUGGCAUCAAUCCCUCACAUCCAUUGAUAGCAUUAUGACAUCACUUGUUACACUGCUGAUAUAAUGAGGAGUUAAGUCCCUUUAUAUAUUUAACACAUAAUGCUUUAUCUGGGAAACAAACUCAUCUGAUGUGUCCGAAUUCAAUAGAUGUGUGUAAGAGUCAUUCUGGUUAGUAUUAUGGAAGUGUAUGGGAGAACUGGAUGAUUAGUUAUUGCUGACAGAAUGAAUAUGUUAUACUUGUGUAUUAUUGUGUGUAACGUUUCUGUUUUGUAUUAAAAAAUAAUUAAAAAAAUCCAGUAUUUGUUGUG